Peromyscus maniculatus bairdii (prairie deer mouse) is the source of this 1461-nucleotide messenger RNA. RefSeq names its product negative elongation factor complex member E (gene Nelfe). Gene Ontology annotation, biological process: negative regulation of transcription elongation by RNA polymerase II. Gene Ontology annotation, cellular component: NELF complex. Lineage: Eukaryota; Metazoa; Chordata; Mammalia; Rodentia; Cricetidae. Gene Ontology annotation, molecular function: RNA binding. The record is from RefSeq and is a predicted model, not a curated record.
CCCGGGUUCUUCCUCCUCCUCCUCCUCUGGCUGCCCAGGGAGCGCUGCGCGGGCCCCGCCGCCUCCUCUGCCCACCGGACCCCGAGGAGCCAACAUGUUGGUGAUCCCUCCCGGACUGAGCGAGGAGGAAGAGGCACUGCAGAAGAAGUUCAACAAACUCAAGAAAAAGAAAAAAGCAUUGCUGGCGCUCAAGAAGCAGAGUGGCGGUGGCACCGUGAGCCAGGGUGGCGUCAAGCGCUCACUGUCAGAGCAGCCUGUGGUGGACACCGCCACGGCCACCGAGCAGGCCAAGCAGCUGGUGAAGUCAGGAGCCAUCAGUGCCAUCAAGGCUGAAACUAAGAACUCAGGCUUCAAACGUUCUCGGACCCUAGAGGGGAAGCUGAAGGACCCCGAGAAGGGGCCUGUCCCCACUUUCCAGCCCUUCCAGAGGAGCAUAUCUGCUGACGAGGACCUGCAGGAGUCAUCCAGACGUCCCCAGAGGAAAUCUCUGUAUGAAAGCUUUGUGUCUUCUAGUGAUCGGCUGCGGGAACUGGGACCAGAGGGAGAAGAAGCAGAGGGCCCCGGGGCUGGUGAUGGCCCACCUCGAGGCUUCGACUGGAGCUAUGAAGAACACGGCGGUGCCCGCUCCUCAUCCUCCCCUCCCCGAAGCCGCAGCCGGGACCGAAGUCAUGAAAGGAGCCGAGAUAGGGACCGGGACAAAGACCGAGACAAAGACCGUGAUCGAGACAAAGACCGUGACAGAGACAAAGACAGAGACCGGGACAGGGACAGAGACAGAGACCGAGACAAAGAUAAGGAUCGGGAUCGAGACAGAGACCGGGAGCGAGAGCGAGAGGGCCCUUUCCGCAGGUCAGACUCGUUCCCCGAAAGGAGGGCCCCUCGGAAGGGGAAUACUCUGUAUGUGUAUGGAGAGGACAUGACACCCACCCUCCUCCGAGGGGCCUUCUCCCCCUUUGGAAACAUCAUUGACCUCUCCAUGGACCCACCAAGAAACUGUGCCUUCGUCACCUACGAAAAGAUGGAGUCUGCAGAUCAGGCCGUUGCUGAGCUCAAUGGGACCCAGGUGGAAUCCGUGCAGCUCAAAGUCAAUAUCGCCCGCAAACAGCCCAUGUUGGACGCUGCUACUGGCAAGUCUGUCUGGGGCUCCCUUGCUGUCCAGAACAGCCCUAAGGGUUGCCACCAGGACAAGAGGACCCAGAUUGUGUACAGUGACGAUCUGUAGGAAACCUUUGUGGAUGGCUUCUAGGACACGAAGCUGGAUUCCUUGUGCCUCAUAUGCCCCCAAGCUGGUCUCAGUAAAAUCCCGGGGCAGAAGCUCAUUCACCUCCUUCAGCCUCUAGUUUUUCAGCCCUUGGGAUCGGGGUUAAACCUUCAAAAGUGGCUGUCAGUGUUGAUGUUACUUGUAGCAACAUGACCAGUGCACACCCCUGUUCUCUCACCCCCAAAAAGAUGUGGAACACA